Adineta steineri is the source of this 606-nucleotide messenger RNA. The record is from the annotation of a GenBank genome assembly. NCBI's taxonomy places the organism in Eukaryota, Metazoa, Rotifera, Eurotatoria, Adinetida, Adinetidae.
AUGGGGAUAUUAUUUGAAGCACUGCGUAAAUCAACCUCUUUUCGAUUUGGUGUUAUUGCAAUACUUGGUACACUUCUUUUAUUAACUGGUUUGGCUGGAAUUAUUUUAUCAGUUAUUGAAUUAUUUCAAGGUCGACCAAGUGUCGCUCAUUAUAAUGAAACUGUAGGUGGUUUACAAGUUGAAAAUCCGUUAUGGCCAUCAUCAGGUAAAGGUUUUUGGGUUGGUCUAGUAUUGGUAGCGACUGGUAUUGUUGGUAUAAUAGCAAGUUUAGAACGAACUCCACCAUCGAUAGUUGCGUUUACUGCAUUAAGUAGUAUAUCAACUGUUCUUUCAUUCUAUGUAGUAAUGACAUGUAUUAUUCCGGUUCAAUACGAUACCAAAUAUUCGGAUACAUCCAGACCAAAAUGGCAAUUAACGGAACUUAUUAUUAAUUCAAUAUUAAUGGCUGUUGGAAGUUUUGGUGCCAUUAUUGGUGCAUUAUCAACUUUACUUGGUCUUUUUCUAAGUGGUUACUGUGUCGACCAACGUAAUGUCUAUCGGUAUACUAUUGAUGAUCAUGAAAAGAUUAUAAAAGUAUUGCCAGAAAAAUUGAAAUAUGGUAUAUAA